CAGGAUAAGGCUUAACGAUGAAGACUUUAAUCCUGUUAGCCCUGGUUGGCUUUGCACUGGCCUUCAGCUUGGCUCUGCCAUUCAACGAAAAUGCAGAAAAAUCAAGCAACCAUGAAUUGAAUGAAAUUGCCAAUGAAUUUCAGGAGGAACAACGUGAAGGGUAAGAUUAAAAAAAAUUAUCGCGAGAACUAAAUUAAUAGGUUAUUAUAACACAUGAAUAAGUCGGUAUCAUAGAGCCCGGAAGUCACAAAUCACUUUGACAGUUGUUUGAGGGAAUUGAUCUUUAACACUCAUAAGUUAUCUUUUGAAAUUACUUUCUUUAAAGGCCGGGUUUGCAUUAUACAUAUUGAUCACAUACCUCAUUUAAAUAAGUCAGGACAUUUUAAAUUCCCAAUUAUUCACAAUCAAAUUUGUACUUUGCGGUAACAGACAGUCGUAUACUUGAAUGUAGGCAUAAAUACUGAAAUAUAUGAAUACAAAAAUAGUUUUAGUAAUGGAAACAUUUUGAUUCUAGUGAUGAAGAAUUAACAGACAUUGCAGUUGAAGACGACGAUGAAGAUUUAGAAGAUGAAGAUGAAAACCCGCAUGAAGAUAUAAACGAUGAAGACGGAGAUAUUGAAGAGGACGAAGACUUGGACGAAGACACAGACGAUGAAAACGACGAUGGUGAAGACGAUGGAGAUGAACAAGAGGAAGACGAAAAUGCUGUUGAUGAAGUGCAAGGAGAAGAUAGUGAUGGCGAAGUUGCGGAGAAUGAAGACGAAGAUGAAAACUCUUUACUCAGUCAAGCAAACGAUUUUUCAGAUCCCGCCCCUAUUCGGUUCCGACGAGUUGCUCGGCGAGUAGUUCGUCGUUUCCGACGACCCGUCCGCCGAGUGAUUCGAAGAGGAACGCGUCGUUUUCCACGUAGACGUGGUGGUCGUCGGGGAGGUAGAGGCCGUCGACGUGGUGGUCUUCGAGGACGUAGAGGUGGUCGACGUGGUCGGCGAGGACAAAGAGGACGUAGAGGACGAAGAGGACGUAGAGGGCGAAGACGUGGAAGACGUGGAGGUCGUCGCGGUUAAUGGCAAAUAAAUGUUGAAACAUGGUAAGUACACCUACAUGUUCGUUGAGAAUGAAAUUUAAGCUCAGCUAUCUUGUAACUGGUCCCACGGCAUUCACCGAUGAUGCUGAACAAGUCCUGCCUUCGUUUUUACUAACUAUCCAUAUGGCUGUCAAAUAAAUAUACAAGCUUUAUAAUUUGUAGUGGUAACUUGUAGUGGCUGAAGAAUGCCCCCCCCCCCCGAGAGAAGGUCUGGAUCGGCCACUGUUAAACCGUUUCUAAUUUGCAUUUGAAAUAGACAAUUAAGCGAAGCUCACUGGUAGUAUAAAUUUGAAACUCCUCUGGGCGCGGUACGGUGAUAUAUGAUUUAUAAAUAUUAAAUAAAGUUUCGAUCAUUUUCGAUCUACGAGUGGUGAAAUUUAAGUUGUAAAGGUUUUCAUAAUGUAUGGAAAAACUGGACGUGCACCGAUGUUUGAUUUUCGGUUGUUUGCUGCUGUUAUUUUCUGACGUUUAACAAUUACUUUCAUGAGGUUGAGUGAUGUCAAUUAAACGGAUAAAACUCUCUGAGUUCUUCUUAAUUCAGGAAAGUGGAAAUCGGUAAAUAGUUAUAUUAUUGAAAACCUUAACGUGCUCAGCGACUUUUUGUAGCCGAAUUUAUUAAAAAUGAAUGUUGAAAAACAAUGUACACUAAUAAAAACAAUGAAAAAUAAUGUACACUAAUAAAUUGUAUACAAUUGCUUUCUUUUUUUUUUUUACCGAUCACUAACGCCAGUUAACUCAUUCAUCUAUUUUUCUUUCCUUUUUUUAGAUUUCCCCCAAAUGCUCGAUUGAUGGAGAUUGACAGGAAGAAGUAAAAUUUGUGGAAAACAACAAAGCGAA
Molecule: messenger RNA, 1921 nt
Organism: Porites lobata
Lineage: Eukaryota; Metazoa; Cnidaria; Anthozoa; Scleractinia; Poritidae
Source: the annotation of a GenBank genome assembly